Dufourea novaeangliae is the source of this 1113-nucleotide messenger RNA. RefSeq lists its product as uncharacterized. Lineage: Eukaryota; Metazoa; Arthropoda; Insecta; Hymenoptera; Halictidae. The transcript is spliced from 5 exons. The coding region runs from base 135 to 1010 and encodes 291 amino acids. The record is from RefSeq and is a predicted model, not a curated record.
GUGAUAUACAUAGAAAUGUUCUUUUACACCAUUCAAUAUUUAUUAUCUAAGACAUAUAUCAUCGGUAUAUAAUUUAAAUUGUUCAUCAACCUUGACAUUUUUAUGAGCAAAGCAAACCAACAUAGUUAUAUAUAAUGACUCAUACUUCAAGAUAUGUGGGAUACCAUGCUAGUGCAAAUCGAGACUACUUAACAGAUGGAGAUGAAAGUCAUCGUGCUCCAUCAGACCGCACAGUAUCUGAAUACAUUGUAUCAGCUGAUCAUGCUACAAUGGUAAAAACAAUGAAAAAAGAUCGUCCAGAGAAAUAUGAAAAGGAUGAAGGAAGACGUUCACGAAGCGCACACAAUAGUCGUGUUUCAGUAUUGUCUGGAUCAUCCAGGCAAGGUCUACAUCCCCUUAGAAAAAGUGCUUCGCAUGGCAGCAUAUGUGAUAAUGGCUCAGACAUAUAUGUUACAAGCGCUGCUUACAGAGCAACAUCAGAUAUAAGCCAUGCAUCACAUCACAGUCUUACUCCGAGUUUAAGAAUGGGUCAUCGAGCACCUAGUCACUGCAGUUAUGGUUCUGCAAAAUCGGUGAAAUCGCACGCUUCCAGAAAGGAUGGUAUUAUCAUAGAAACAAUGUCAACACCUAAUCCGUUUUGUCCGAAUACCAAGGGAGUUUGUUGUCUUAUGCUACUACUUAAUCUUGGCUUAAUUCUUGUCACAUUAGGAUUUGUUAUAGUAAUUCAAUUCUUUCAACCGCUAAUAGUUUGGAUUUUGGGAAUAGUGUUUCUCGUAUUUGGAUUUUUAACUUUGAUAGGGAGCCUAAUAUAUUGUGUACAUGUAUUUAGAAAUGCUAAACACCCACACGACAUCAAUCCAGAAGACCUUUAUUGGACAAAAUACUGGCAGGGACAUGUAGGUUCAGCACCUGAAGUGUACUACAAGGCAGAGGAUAAGUAUCAAGACGAUGGGUACAGUGAUCGGCUAAGCAAAUACUCAAAUAAAUAUUAUGAUCGACAAAGAUACUAAAAACAACAUCUAAUUUAAUGCAAAACCUGAACAUAUUCAACGUAUUUAUAUUAUAAAUAUAAUAAUGUAUUAUAAUAAUUAUAUUAUAAUGCAAUAAGAAACA